UUACUUUACAAACCGUUCCGCUCGUCACUUGAGAGCCACUCAAACAGUUCUUGUGUUCUCCCCGCUCAAGAUAACGUUCUCGGCGUCGGAUAACUCGCUGUGGACGUGAAUAAGAGCUCAGUGUAUCUACCAGAAGCACAUUUCGUUUCGCUAGCUCUCUCUCAGAAAACAUGGAGUCGAGGGUGUUGUCCGGCGCCACCACCAUUUCCGGCCUCGUCCGGCUCCGUAAACCGGUGAGGGACACCGUUUGCUUCGCUCCUGCCAGACCAAUCGGGGCUGUGGGAGACGGCGGGAACCUCAUAUGGGGGAGGCAGCUCCGGCCAGCUUUGAUCCUGGAGAGCGCUCCAGUCGUCGGCAUGACCACCGGAAAGCGUGAGAUUCUCCGGCCGACUAUGGCCUCCACGUCGUCGCCCGCCGAAGGGAGCGAUUCCGCCGGGGACGCUAAGAUUGGGUUCUUGGACAAGUACCCGGCUCUAGUUACGGGGUUUUUCUUCUUCAUGUGGUAUUUCCUCAACGUUAUAUUCAACAUCCUCAACAAGAAGAUCUACAACUACUUCCCAUAUCCUUAUUUUGUAUCGGUAAUUCAUUUGUUUGUUGGGGUGGUCUACUGUUUGGUGAGCUGGGGCGUCGGCCUUCCCAAGCGAGCUCCUAUAGACUCAAACCUCCUGAAACUGCUCAUCCCCGUUGCUGUAUGUCAUGCUCUAGGCCAUGUGACUAGCAAUGUCUCCUUUGCAGCAGUUGCCGUCUCUUUCACCCACACAAUCAAAGCUCUUGAACCCUUCUUCAAUGCUGCGGCUUCUCAAUUUAUACUAGGACAGUCGAUACCCUUAACCCUAUGGCUAUCUCUGGCCCCUGUUGUUCUUGGUGUGUCAAUGGCAUCAUUGACUGAGCUAUCAUUCAACUGGAUUGGCUUCAUUAGUGCUAUGAUUUCUAAUAUCUCCUUCACUUACAGGAGUAUCUAUUCAAAGAAGGCCAUGACUGACAUGGACAGUACUAAUAUCUAUGCUUAUAUUUCCAUCAUUGCUCUCAUUGUCUGCAUUCCACCGGCUCUCAUUGUGGAGGGACCUCAACUGAUGAAGCAUGGCUUUAAUGAUGCAAUUGCUAAAGUGGGUCUGACCAAGUUCCUCUCAGAUCUCUUUUGGGUGGGAAUGUUUUAUCACCUCUACAAUCAGCUAGCUACCAACACCCUGGAGAGAGUGGCACCUCUCACACAUGCAGUUGGCAACGUCUUGAAACGUGUUUUUGUGAUUGGUUUCUCGAUCUUGGUCUUUGGUAACAAGAUUUCAACACAAACUGGUAUUGGAACAUGCGUUGCAAUUGCUGGAGUGGCAAUGUACUCUUUCAUAAAGGCCAAGAUGGAAGAGGAGAAACGACAACUGAAAUCAGCAUGAGAGGAAUACGAUCAUGGACAUGAAGGGCAUCUUGGCUGUAGAUUUGAAUUAUAUCGCCUUCCAAAGAAAGAAAUGACAAAUCAAGUAUCCUAUCCUUGUGAAGUUAUUUUUUUCAAUCAUUUUUCUUCAAUUCAGAGUACAAACAGUUGCUGAUUUGCAAUCACCUCAUGUUGACUGCAAAAUAAUGUAUCACUUGGCUCUCAGACCAAGCUUUUUA
Molecule: messenger RNA, 1608 nt
Organism: Vitis vinifera (wine grape)
Lineage: Eukaryota; Viridiplantae; Streptophyta; Magnoliopsida; Vitales; Vitaceae
Product: triose phosphate/phosphate translocator, chloroplastic
Exons: 12
Coding region: 171-1391 (406 amino acids)
Biological process (GO): transmembrane transport
Cellular component (GO): Golgi apparatus; membrane
Molecular function (GO): antiporter activity
Source: RefSeq, a predicted model, not a curated record